AUGGCAGAAGACUCCAUCUCCGCCUCCGCCAAAGGCGCAACCUUCAUGGUCCUCCUCCAGGUCGGCAGCCGCGCCAUCACAUUCGCCCUCAACCAGAUCCUCUUACGCUUCCUGUCGCCGAAGAUCCUAGGCGUGGCGGUCUACCUCGAACUCUACAUCCACAGCUCACUCUACUUCUCCCGCGAAUCGCUACGUAUAGCCACCCAGAGACGCUCCGAUGGUGUACAGGCCGCAGUCAAUAUCUCCUACCUCGCUAUUGUAGCUGGACUACCGGUUGGAGCACUAAUGACGGAGCUGUUGUUACGGAGCAACUACCCGAAUGUGCCAUACCUGACGACUUCCUUGAGAAUCAGCCAGCUGACGGCUGUGAUCGAGCUUCUGUCUGAGCCGGCUUUCGUGGCUGUACAGCAGAAUAUGUUGUACAAGACUCGAGCAGCCGCAGAAGCGACGGCGGUCAUUGUGAAGACCUUCGUUACAGCUGGCCUUGUCUUCUGGGCUCAAGGUCAAGGGCAGGAGCUGGGUGUCCUGCCGUUCGCAGCUGGCGAGCUGGCAUACUCGACUUCCCUUACCAUCGUGUAUCUGACCCAGACAGCACCAGUAGCACGUUUGAAGGGCUUUUCGCUCUUCCCGAAGUGGGUGCAAACGAGUACGAGACAGUAUGCCUUCUCUCUACUCUCUAAGCCUCUGCUCUACCUAUCUGCAUCACUAUACCUACAGACGGCCAUCAAGUGGGCACUUACUGAAGGUGACAAGCUUUUGGUGGGCUUCUUCGCUACGCUAGAGGACCAAGGUAUCUAUGCCGUCUCUGCUAAUUAUGGAGGGCUCAUUGCUCGGAUGCUCUUUCGACCCGUCGAAGAUAGUUCGAGAAACCUGUUUGCUAAGUUGUGCUCUGAUACCAAAUCGAAGAGCGACUCAGACGAUGAGAAGACGGCGACCAAGCACAAUAACGGCAAUGUCAAGCAAGCGUCGACCAUACUCCGCGAUAUUCUCCGCAUCUACUCGAUCGCCUCCCUCAUCACCUUCGCCGUCGGUCCCACAGCCGCGCCGCUACUUCUGCAAGUGGUCGCAGGCAACAAGUGGACCGACUCGGGCGCUGGCGAAGUUCUAGCGACGUACUGCUACUGCAUCCCUCUCCUCGCCAUCAACGGGGUCAGUGAAGCCUUCGUCUCCGCCACCGCGAGUCCGGCAGAGCUGCAAAGGCAGAGCUUCUGGAUGGGCGCUUUCACUGUCGGGUUUGGCCUUAGUGCAUUUGUGUUCCUGAGGGUGCUCGAGAUGGGUGCUCAGGGAUUGGUACUCGCGAAUUGCGUGAAUAUGGCUUUGAGGAUCGUCUUCAAUCUCAGCUUUGCUACGCAUUUUUUCGAGCGGCAAGGCGUGGAGUUCAAGCUAAGGGAUAUCUUGCCGAAUCUAUAUGCCGGAGGUGCCACGGCUGUCGUCCCGAGUCUGCUGGCGCGGACUCAGGGCUUACUAGGACGAUAUGGAAUCUUGGGGGAUCUCGUCCGGGUAGGAGCCAUUGGCGCUGUUUUCGCAGCUUUCACGUGA
This is a messenger RNA of Recurvomyces mirabilis, 1539 nucleotides long. It is a transcript of the gene RFT1, whose product is annotated as Oligosaccharide translocation protein rft1. The record is from RefSeq and is a predicted model, not a curated record. The transcript has 2 exons. Gene Ontology annotation, cellular component: endoplasmic reticulum membrane. Gene Ontology annotation, biological process: dolichol-linked oligosaccharide biosynthetic process; glycolipid translocation. Bases 1 to 1539 code for a protein of 512 amino acids. Lineage: Eukaryota; Fungi; Ascomycota; Dothideomycetes; Mycosphaerellales; Teratosphaeriaceae.